Nicotiana tabacum (common tobacco) is the source of this 1786-nucleotide messenger RNA. Its product is annotated as shaggy-related protein kinase epsilon. The record is from RefSeq and is a predicted model, not a curated record. Lineage: Eukaryota; Viridiplantae; Streptophyta; Magnoliopsida; Solanales; Solanaceae. Gene Ontology annotation, molecular function: ATP binding; protein serine/threonine kinase activity. Gene Ontology annotation, biological process: peptidyl-threonine phosphorylation; cell differentiation; signal transduction. Gene Ontology annotation, cellular component: cytoplasm; nucleus.
CGCUCUGCUCCCUCAGAAUUUCUCCAGUCUCUCAACAGAGUCAAAGUUUCUGUAUCAAAAAGUCCUUGAAACUUGAGCUAAACUCACAGUUUGCAACUUUACAAAUUUGUAUUCUAGGGUUUCAUCUCUUCGCCGUUUGUUCCGAUCGCGAUUAUUUAACGCUUUUCUGGUCACAAGCUUUGCCUUGCGCUUUUCGCUAAAUGUAUGCUGUUCAUUAGCUGCAGGUGUUUGGAUGCUGAAGAUCUGUCAGUCGAGUUGUGCCCAUUGAUCAAUACUAUAAGCAAGGUAGUGAGGCUCCUGAUAUGGCUUCUGGUGGUAUAAUUCCUUCAGCAGGUGGAAAACCUCAAACUGAUGCCAUGCUUGUCGAUAAACUUCCUGAAGAAAUAAAUGAAAUGAAGAUCAGAGAUGAUAAAGUAGAAAAGGAAAUGGAAGCAGCUGUAGUGGAUGGAAAUGGAACAGAAAAAGGCCACAUCAUUGUAACAACUAUUGGGGGGAAAAAUGGCGAGCCUAAGCAGACCAUUAGUUACAUGGCCGAGCGUGUCGUUGGACAGGGUUCCUUUGGAAUUGUGUUCCAGGCCAAAUGUCUUGAAACUGGAGAAACUGUGGCAAUAAAAAAGGUUUUACAGGAUAAGAGAUACAAGAAUCGGGAAUUGCAAACAAUACGCCUUCUUGAUCAUCCUAAUGUUGUUUCACUGAGGCAUUGCUUCUUUUCAACCACAGAAAAGGAUGAGCUUUAUCUAAAUUUGGUUCUUGAAUAUGUACCUGAGACUGUAUACCGUGUGUUGAGACAUUACAGCAAAGCAAACCAAAGGAUGCCUAUGAUUUAUGUCAAGCUCUAUACAUAUCAGAUUUUCAGAGCUUUGGCUUACAUACACGGGAUAGGAGUCUGCCACAGGGACAUCAAGCCUCAGAAUUUACUGGUCAACCCCCACACACACCAGCUUAAGCUCUGCGAUUUUGGGAGUGCAAAAGUUCUGGUCAAAGGCGAGCCAAAUAUUUCAUAUAUUUGUUCGCGGUACUAUCGUGCGCCUGAACUUAUUUUUGGAGCAACUGAAUACACGUUUGCAAUCGACAUCUGGUCUGUGGGUUGCGUCCUUGCUGAACUCCUUCUUGGGCAGCCCCUCUUUCCCGGUGAGAGUGGAGUUGAUCAGCUUGUUGAAAUAAUCAAGGUUCUUGGAACACCAACUCGGGAGGAAAUCAAGUGUAUGAAUCCAAAUUACACCGAGUUUAAAUUCCCACAAAUCAAAGCUCACCCUUGGCACAAAAUUUUUCAUAAGCGGAUGCCUCCCGAAGCCGUGGAUCUUGUGUCAAGGCUUCUCCAGUAUUCUCCAAAUUUGAGGUCCACAGCGUUGGAGGCUUGCACUCACACUUUCUUUGAUGAACUCCGUGACCCUAAGGCUCGUCUUCCUAAUGGUCGGUCAUUGCCACCUCUUUUCAACUUCAGGCCUCAAGAGCUGAAAGGAGCGUCUGCAGAGCUCUUAAACAAACUGAUACCAGAACACGCUAAGAAGCAGUGUACCUCCCUUGGUUUCUAGGCUUUGUGAAUGUUGUGUAUCUUAUGUAUACUUAUUUGUGACCACUUUAUUUAUGCUCUACUUUGGCAGAAACUGUUUGAGACUGCCAAUUUCUUCCUUUCCAUGAAAACUAUUGACUGAAAAACAUUGUGAAAGUUGUGCCAAUACCACCUAACUUGGACUUCCGAAGGACUGGGCCUUUGAUUCCUUAUCAUUUUCUGAUUCCAAAAAGGAAAAAGAAAAAUAAAGGACUUUAUUGUGAAGCAGUUUAA